Messenger RNA from Serinus canaria (Common canary), 564 nucleotides. It is a transcript of the gene RNF32, whose product is annotated as ring finger protein 32. The record is from RefSeq and is a predicted model, not a curated record. NCBI's taxonomy places the organism in Eukaryota, Metazoa, Chordata, Aves, Passeriformes, Fringillidae.
AUGGGGAGAAAUGGAGGAACAGAAAUAGUCAGAGUAAUAGCAGAUACUGGACUAAGAAAAGAGCUCAAAAGAAAGGAAGGUGCAAAAAAGGAGAAUCUUCUUGACCCCAGUGCUCCUCAGCUGACAUUAGAAAGGGUAAAGAGAUCCACACAGCAUGGGAAAUCCAUACAGGGCUGUCCAAUAUUGAGGAAGGAAUUUGCAAUUCAGCCCAGGGUGCUGCAUUCAUGUUCCCAUGUAUAAUUGUAAUUAUAAUUAUUUUUUCAGUGAUGCCUGAAAACUUUUGAAAAAUUUACAGGUAAAAAUUGUCCUAUGUGUAGAAAAGAACAGUAUCAGAGCAGAGUAAUACAUGAUGGGGCAUGCUUAGUUAAAUUGAAUUAAUUAGGUAAGCUUUACUUCUGCUACAGGGGAUGUAUUGUUAUAAAAGAGUGUAAAGACUUAAGGGAAGCAGUGCCUCCUAAGGAUAGAAAAUCAAGAAAGCAACUAUUUGAUAAAAUGUUUUGCUGUAUUUGCUUCCUUGGUCUUUUUCCUUGGGGCAAUUCAGCUUCCUCAAACCAGAACUCCUGA